AUGAACACUAUCCACGAUUACCGCCACUUCCAAUGCAACACGUCGCUCAUUCAAGAGGCUUCAAUACCCGGCCGGCCCACCGGGACAUGGAGCAAGCCGGCAUACCUCCUCGACUUGAUCCUCUCUGAACUUAGCAAACCUGUGGGUUCUCGACUAGAAUGGCUCUUCUGGUUCGACGCGGACACAAUCAUUCUAAAUCCGCACAUCAGCCUAGAAACAUUCUUACCACCCGCCAACCUAUUUCCCAACAUCCACUUAUUGCUAGCUGAAAAUUGGGACGGUAUCAACGCGGGUGUCUUUCCCAUCCGCGUACACCCAUGGAGCGUGACACUCUUGAACGCCAUGCUCAGUUACCCUCUCUUCCGGGACGACGAGCACCUCGAGUUCCAGGACCAAUCGGCCCUGUCGAAUCUAUUGCACAGAUUCCCCGGUUUCCAAAUGAACUGGACGGUCGUGCCGCAUCGGUGGUUCAACAGUUUCCCUGUCAACAGCGUGUUUGACAAUGGAUCCUGGAUCUACGCCGAUCCAAUGGACGCCAAACACUUUGACGACGGGGAGAAACCCGAACCCGAAGAGGGGGACCUGUCGCCGUGGAAAGUCCUGAAGGGAGAUAUGGUGGUUCAUUUUGCCGGGACGCAAGAGCGUGAGAGUUGGAUGGUGCCGUGGGUAGAACGGGCGGAGAUGCUCUCGCCUGAGUGGAGUGGGCCGCAACAUCUGGCACCGCUAGAAGCUAGGGUUGAGCAGUUCUGGGAGGAGGAGAGGAGUAGUACCGAGACCCCGGAGAGUGUAAGAGAUAUAGAUCUGCCUGUUGCACCAAGUGCCGGAGGAGAACAGGAAGCAUAG
Exophiala viscosa is the source of this 843-nucleotide messenger RNA. RefSeq names its product galactosyl transferase GMA12/MNN10 family protein. The record is from RefSeq and is a predicted model, not a curated record. The coding region runs from base 1 to 843 and encodes 280 amino acids. Lineage: Eukaryota; Fungi; Ascomycota; Eurotiomycetes; Chaetothyriales; Herpotrichiellaceae. Gene Ontology annotation, cellular component: Golgi membrane. Gene Ontology annotation, molecular function: glycosyltransferase activity. The transcript is spliced from 3 exons. Gene Ontology annotation, biological process: protein N-linked glycosylation.